This is a messenger RNA of Oppiella nova, 274 nucleotides long. The record is from the annotation of a GenBank genome assembly. NCBI's taxonomy places the organism in Eukaryota, Metazoa, Arthropoda, Arachnida, Sarcoptiformes, Oppiidae.
CUAUGAUCGACAGGAAGUGGAAUCUUCGUUUCUCCGAAGGGGGUGUUGGAGAGGUCCGGUUCGGUAGGCCUGAGUUUAAUCAUAUGGACAGGUUCUGGCCUGAUAUCUCUACUUGGUGCGUUGUGUUAUGCAGAGUUGGGAACACUAAUCACUAAAUCCGGUGCCGAAUAUUCCUAUAUUCUCGAGUCAUUUGGAGGUCUUUUAGCGUUUCUCUUCUCGUGGAUCUCAGUGUUUGUGUUAAAGCCGGCGAUGUUGGCCAUCAUAUGCAUGACUC